UCCACACGGUUUCCACAUCAGCGCCGGAAGAAAAGGAAGGAAAUGGAGGAUGGUGGAUGUGAGGGUGGCCAGCAGAGACCGAAUGCCUACACAAUGAAACUGUUUGACCGCAGUGUGGACCUGGCUCAGUUCAAUGAGAAUACACCGCUGUACCCCAUCUGCAGGGCCUGGAUGAGGAACAACCCCACCCUCCGGGAGGGGGCACGCACCCCAAGUCCCCAACCACCUGCUGCACUUGAGGAUGAGGAGGUUGCUGAGGUGAUGAACGGGAAGUGUCAGGAUAUUUACAGACUGCCGGUCCCCAUCCCCUGCUCCCUGAACACACGAGGCCAUCCUGUCAGUCUGCGCAUUCCAUCUCCACUACCUUUCACAGAGAAACCGCUUGAUAUCAACAUGAGUCGCAGUAAUGCCCCUGGUGUACCCACCUUGCUCUACAAUCACAUGGAUCGCUGGAAGAAGAUUCGACAGAGGUGGAAGGAGUCCUCACACAGGAACCAGCACCGUUACACAGACAGCAUGAAGAUUCUGAAGGACAUGUUUGAGCGGCAGUGAGGGCUCACCCUGUCUGUCUUUACACAGAGACUCCAGCCGGGAUCCUUACCCAGCCACGCCACGCUGAUCUGUAUGCACAUGGUCACAUUGUGAUGGGUGUGCUGCAACCCUCCAACCCCUACCCCUCAUGUUGGCGGUAGGACACGCAGGAAGAGAGUUACUGGCCUGUCUCUGACUGGGCUGCGACUGAAGGCACUCCUGGUUCUUCUGGGCUUCCCACAUUAAGAUAAUUACCCCCUUGCUCUCCCUGUCUCUGGUCGGAGCAGCAACAUCCUAGCUCUCCUCCCCACUGCUGUGAUGUUGAGUUCGCUCAUGGCUGGGCUGGGGGUCCAGACCCUGCAGUAUCAUGGGCUCUGGGUGACAGAGAAUGAGGCUAAAAUCAGCAAGUUCAGGAUCCUAGUCGUUGUCUCCUCACUAGCCUCUGGAAUCAAACCGUCGUCUUGGUGUCUAUGUCUUUCGUCUGUGUGAGUUGUCUGGAUUUUCUUGUCUGUCUGCACACCUUGAGGUUUGAGUGCAUAUCUCUGUAUCUGUUUGUCUGUAUCCGUGUCUCUGCCUGUCUUUGAAUUUGCCUCUAUAUCUAUCCGUCUGCUCGUAUCACUGCGUCUGUAUGUGUGUGUGUGUGUGUGUCUUUACGCUUGACUGAAUGUUUGUCGGUGUGUACGUCUGCAUGUGUCUCAUAGUGCAUGUCUGGAUCCAUUCCACGGAAUCGCAGGUGAUCUGAUUGGCAUUGCCUUGAUCCAGAUCCCAGAGCAGGCUGAGAGAUUCCCCCUUCCUACCCCUCUGCGAGUGAACAUAAAGCCCAGGGCUGUUAGACUAAUGUGGCCCUGGAAAGACUCCGGCCAGUCGGGACCCGGCUUCUAGUCCCGGUGGUUUGUACAGAGGCUUCUUUUUGUCCCGCCAUGGUUAACGUUCAGACAUUCUCCACUUUCUCUCUGGGUUUAUCUUUGAGAUGUCAUGUUGUCCUUUAAGAAAAUAAAGCUGUCCAAUGGGC
This is a messenger RNA of Carcharodon carcharias (great white shark), 1543 nucleotides long. It is a transcript of the gene lin37, whose product is annotated as lin-37 DREAM MuvB core complex component. The record is from RefSeq and is a predicted model, not a curated record. NCBI's taxonomy places the organism in Eukaryota, Metazoa, Chordata, Chondrichthyes, Lamniformes, Lamnidae. Bases 43 to 552 code for a protein of 169 amino acids. Gene Ontology annotation, cellular component: Myb complex; transcription repressor complex. The transcript is spliced from 5 exons. Gene Ontology annotation, biological process: negative regulation of transcription by RNA polymerase II.